CACAUGCACACAUAAAAGGUAGUAAAUGAUAUUUGGAUCAAGUGGAAAACUUGCAUUUAAGAGAUGCAAUGCAUUUAAGAGAUGAAGUUCAAUUCUUACUUGGUGUAGAGUGAGACACUGGUGGACAAUGAUAGAAGAUCAAUGGAAACCUGGGUUGGAUCUUUGAGCCAAAUGGAUUUUGCCAGUAAUUUCGACGUCGUGCCUACAAGCGGGUGGGUUACCGGGUUUUCCCUGGAAUUGGUGGUGGACUCAGGUUACUCUCUGAGUAUUCCGUUUGUCCAGUAAAUACCCUGAAAAUGCUCGAGAUUGAUUCGGCCGGUAAAAAUCUACAUAGAAGGUAUAUGUACUUGCCAAAAUGUAAAGGUAAAAAGACAGCGAGACAUGUUAGCAUUAACAAAAUAUAUAAUGAAAUAAUAGAAUACUUAUCUAGCUCAUCUUCUUCAUUCAUACAAGAAAAACGCACGUUCGGUAUGAACAAUAGGCCGCGAUAACAAAGGGUUUGCAGGCCGGAAAACGUGUGGGGGUGGCGAUGAAUGAUGAUGAUCUUAUUUCUUGCCCGGAAAACUGAAAACGAAAACAGAGAGUGAAUGUGAUCCCGCUUAUUGAGUGAGUUGCAUGUUCUGGCUAGUUGCAAACGACGGUUGGCUGGCUGUUGGGUCCUACGGAGGUUUGAGGCGUGUGCGCGGUGGUGUGCAGCAUGUGUCUUGCUCGUUGGGGCUUGUGACUGUUCGCCUAUGGCUGAUUGCCAGGAGCCGCUCCGUGUGUCAACCCGUGUGUGGCGUGUGUCGCUGUAAAUUAAUCUUUUUUUCUGUUUUUAAACAGUAAAAUUAUUUGCUAUCAAGGUAUUCAAAAUUGGUGGAAGUUUUCAAAGGUGUUGACCAAAGUAUGACUCAAGUUUGCUAUAUAUCACAACCAUCAUCCAAAUCUCAUACACACAUCAAUGGAAAUUGCUUCCAUGAUUUUACUAUUCUCAUGUCUCUUUUUCAUGCUUCUGCCAUCUUGUUCAACACUAUACACCAUAUCUACAAAUCAAGUUAUCAAAGAUGGAGACACAAUAGUUUCAGAUGAUAAUAUGUUUGAACUUGGCUUCUUUAGCCCAGGAAAAUCCAAGAAUCGGUACGUAGGGAUCUGGUAUAAGAAAAUAUCAACGGGUACAGUCGUAUGGGUUGCUAACAGGGAGACACCGAUCACAGAUAAAUCAGGCAUGCUCGAACUUAGCAAACAGGGAAACCUACUAAUUCGCAGCGGUGACAAUACAGUGAUCUGGUCAUCCAAUUCAACAAUAUCGACGAUGAGUAAUAAUCCAGUGGUGGUGGUGCAGCUUCUGGAUACCGGAAAUCUUAUUGUGUGGGAUAGAAGUACCAAGAACGAACGCGUAAUCUGGCAAAGUUUUGAUCAUCCGGGUAACACAUUCUUACCAGGAAUGAAAUUUGGAAAAGAUUUAGUAACAGGAAGAGAACGGUUUAUAAUACCAUGGAAGAGUGCAGAUGAUCCUUCACCAGGUCCAUAUUUACACUAUAUAGACACAAAUGGAUAUCCACAAAUGUUUGUGAGACAGAGUUCGGUUAUACGAUGGAGAUAUGGACCAUGGAAUGGUCUUAAGUUUCAAGGUUUGCGCAUGAAAAACCCAAAUCCUAUUUACUCUGUUCAAUUUAUUUCUAACGAAAAGGAAAUAUAUUACACAUAUGAAAUUACGGCUACGGUUGUUCAAAGGAUCCUUGUGCUGCCAGAUGACACCGGUGUGCAUUUGCGUUGGAUGGAUCAAAUCCAUGACUGGGCUGUGCAUGCUAUUGGAGCACUAAGAGAUAGUUGUGGUGGUUAUGGACGUUGCGGGCCAUACGGAAGCUGCAACGGUAAUAGGUACCCCCGUUGUACUUGUAUGGCAGGUUUUAAGCCUCGGGUACCAGAUGAAUGGGAUAGAGGAAAUGGGUCUAGUGGGUGUGAACGCAAACGGGCUUUAGAUUGUGGAAGUGGGUCUGGCUUUAAAAGAAUUUCAGGAGUUAUAUUUCCAGACACACGCCGUUCAUGGUAUAAUCAUAGCAUGACACUUGAAGAAUGUGAGAUGGCUUGCAGAAUGAAGUGCAAUUGUACGGCGUAUGCAAAUACAGAUAUCAGAAAUGGAGGAAGCGGAUGUUUGCUUUGGUUUGAUGAGCUUAUGGACACCACAGAGAGUAAUGAUAAGCAGGAUCUUUACAUAAAAUUGGCUGCCUCUGAGUUAGCAGGUGAAGGAAACGGAGAUUCCCCAUCUAUCUUAAACAAUAAGGAAAGAGUAUUUACAGUGGUAUUUUCAACUACAUCUGUUGUGCUACUUCUAUUUAUGGUGGCAUAUGCUUGUGUAAAGAAACAGAAAAGGCUUCUCAGGAAAGAAAGAGAAGACAGGUAUGCCCUUGAUAAAAAAUAUAACAGUGUGCGGAUAGAAGAUGUUGACGAGCUACCUUUACUUAGUCUAAAUAAAAUAGUCAAGGCUACAGAUAACUUUAACAUCAACAAAAAGAUUGGAGAAGGUGGAUUUGGUCCAGUUUAUAAGGGUGUGUUGCAAGACGGACAAGAGGUAGCUGUGAAGAGGCUCUCAGAAACAUCCCGGCAAGGGAUUGAAGAAUUCAAGAAUGAAAUCAUUUGUAUUGCCAUGUUGGUUCAGUUCUGUUUAAGCAUGAAGGAAAACAUAUGAAUCAUACCUGUCACUGCAGACAGUGCAGAGGAGAAUCCAGUGAGAGAGUUCGACAUGCCUG
Messenger RNA from Helianthus annuus (common sunflower), 2729 nucleotides. Its product is annotated as G-type lectin S-receptor-like serine/threonine-protein kinase At4g27290. The record is from RefSeq and is a predicted model, not a curated record. Gene Ontology annotation, molecular function: protein kinase activity; ATP binding. Bases 941 to 2668 code for a protein of 575 amino acids. Lineage: Eukaryota; Viridiplantae; Streptophyta; Magnoliopsida; Asterales; Asteraceae. The transcript is spliced from 4 exons. Gene Ontology annotation, biological process: recognition of pollen; protein phosphorylation.